Messenger RNA from Oxyura jamaicensis (ruddy duck), 797 nucleotides. Its product is annotated as complement C3-like. Gene Ontology annotation, molecular function: protein binding. The annotation marks the transcript as partial. Gene Ontology annotation, cellular component: extracellular region. The transcript is spliced from 6 exons. Lineage: Eukaryota; Metazoa; Chordata; Aves; Anseriformes; Anatidae. The record is from RefSeq and is a predicted model, not a curated record.
GGGCUGGGGCGCUGCCUCCCCACCUGGCUGACUGCUGUCCCCGUCCUCGUGCCCCCCCAGGUGUCCCACCAGGCUGAGGAGUGCAUUGCCUUCAGGGCCCACCAGCAGUUCAAGGUGGGACUGAUCCAGCCCGCGUCCGUCACUGUCUACAGCUACUACAAGAUCGAUGACCGCUGCACCCGUUUCUACCACCCGGACAAGGAUGGUGGGCAACUGAAGAAGAUCUGCUACGGGGAUGUGUGCCGCUGCGCUGAAGAAAACUGCUUCGUGCAGCGGCAGCAGGACAGCCCCAUCACGGUCAACCAGCGCAUUGAGCGUGCCUGCGAGCCAGGGGUUGACUACGUGUACAAGGUGAAGCUGGUGGAAAUGGAGCAGACAGCAUCUCACGACAACUACAUCAUGACCAUCCUCUCCGUCAUCAAGAUGGGCACCGAUGAAGACCCAAGUGGAAGCAACCGGACCUUCGUGAGCCACCAGCAGUGCCGGGAUGCUCUGAAGCUCCAGCCUGGCCAGGACUAUUUGGUCUGGGGGCUGGCCUCUGACCUGUGGGUCACCGGCACUCGCUUCUCCUACCUCAUUGGCAAGGACACGUGGCUGGAGACGUGGCCGUCAGAGUUGGCCUGCCAGGACCCCGAGCUGCAGUCCCUCUGCCAGGACUUCGUUGAAUUCUCCGAGGCCAUGACUAUAUUUGGGUGCCCCUCCUGAGUGGGUGCCCCCCCCCCCAUGGGUGCCGCCACCCUCCUGUCCCCUGUUACUCUCUUUUUCGGGGGGGACAGUUAAAAAUGUCCUUUCUCACA